Molecule: messenger RNA, 2562 nt
Organism: Oncorhynchus tshawytscha (Chinook salmon)
Lineage: Eukaryota; Metazoa; Chordata; Actinopteri; Salmoniformes; Salmonidae
Gene: c1qtnf13
Product: C1q and TNF related 13
Exons: 2
Coding region: 80-1216 (378 amino acids)
Molecular function (GO): protein binding
Source: RefSeq, a predicted model, not a curated record
UGGAGCUCCACGAGUCCCAUUGAAAAGGCUGACUAGGGAGAAGGCUGACUAGAGAGAAGGUGACCAGCUGACUACAGGCAUGCACACUCUGUACCAGCACAUGAGAACAGUUGAGGUGGCACCAUGUAGCAAUCCCUGGCGCAUGGCCUGUCUACUGGGAAUUUUCAACUUCCUGGGGUCGGUCACACCCCUCCAUGUGGCUCCCGUGAUGACUGGCCUCCGCUCUGCCUUUUCAGCCACGCGGACCAAUAGCAUCCUGGGAGGCACUCAGAACGCUGUGACCUUCAACAAGCUCCUAGUCAACACAGGGAGUGAUUUCAACCCAGACACGGGCCACUUCCGCUGCAGAAUCCCUGGAGCCUAUUACUUGUCCUUCACGUUGGGGAAAUAUCCCAAGAAGAUGUUGUCUGUCAUACUGGUGAAGAAUGGGCAGGAGGUGCAGGCUAUAGCCUAUGACGAUUACAAAAAGAAAGGGAGGAAGGUCCAGAGUCAAAGUGUCAUGAUCAGCCUGAGGGCCAUGGACACAGUGUGGCUGAUGCUGCAGGACAGUCCUCAGUAUGCUCUAUACAGCAAUGCUGGACCUUACAUCACCUUCACCGGUUACCUGGUGUACCCCGACAUCUCCACCACUGGCUAUCUCAACAACCACCUAUCCCUGUCAGGGCAGCCCUACCCCAACUCCAACUGUCCCCCUCCUGGAGACCACAUGUACGGCUGGAGCGGUAGUGCUGAGGCCCCUGUGGAGCCUCGCUCUGCCUUCUCCAUGGCCAGGACAUCCCCGGUCCUGGGGGAGAAUGGUGGCGGGCACCAGGAGAAGGAGCCUCUGACCUUUGAUGUGGAGUACGUCAACAUUGGAGGGCACUUUAACAAGACGUCGGGCCGCUUCACCUGCCGCUACCCUGGUGCCUACUACUUUGCCUUCACUGUGGGGAAGCACCCGCGCAGGGCAGUGUCAGUCAAGCUGAUGACAGGCCAAGGCGAGGUGCAGGCGAUGGUGUUUGACGAGGAUACGUCCAGGAGGAGGGAGAUGCAGAGCCAGAGUUUGCUGCUGUCGCUCCAUAGGGGGGACAACGUGUGGCUCUACAGCCAGCAGGACGAGCGCUACGCCGUCUACAGCAACCAGGGACGCUACACCACCUUCUCAGGCUUCCUGGUCUACCCAGACGUUGAGCCCACCACCACCACCAGCCAGGACCUGGACAGAACUCACUUCUGAGGGCUCGGAGUUAGUUCUUCAAAACACACUGGACCCUCCUAGAAAAUGUACAUGGUGCUAUGGUUACAAAAUCUAAUUUGUGAAAGUGUGAAUGUCAGUGCUAAGUUGCACUAUGCUUCAUAGGCUUUGUUUAGAACCGCUGUAGUCAGCUUCUGGGUGUGGAUGGAACAACAACAGUAGCAACCUCUAAACAAUGGGGCAGAGAUGUACAUAUAUUAUACACAUCUUAUACACAGAUACACAUUUGUUGGCCAUUUAUUGAUUUUAUAGUAUUAUAUCAUUCCACAAGAUGGGGCUGGGAGUUCAUUUUUUGGAUAUAACGACAAGCUUAUGACAUUAUUACACAUAAUCAUGUAAUGUUUCUCUUAAUUACCAAAUUGUCUGUGGAUAAGUGGGUGAUUUUCUGUUUUGUUUUUUUUAAACCAAAGUUAUGGGUUAUAUGUUAGUAUAUGAUGCUGGAUCAUUAGGAUUCUUUGGAUACCUCAUGUUUUUUUUCUCUCAUUCACCAAAAACUAUGUGUUACAAUAAGUAGAGCUUUCCUAGGUAAUCUUUAUAUAUACAGACUUGCUUAGGGACAUAAUUAUUUAUCCUUACUGAGCAGAUGUGUUUGCAAAACUCAGAAAACCAUUUAAUCAUUUAACUUGUGUAGUGAUUGCAUUGAGUAGACUACUAUGUAAAUACUGCAUAGUUUGCCUGAAUGACUGUAUGGACUUAGAUAACCUGAAUGUGAUGUAGUUAUGAAUGUUUGAUCUAUUCUGAAUGCAUAGUGAAAGAAUAUUUAUUAAAGGAGAAGUUUACCCAAAAUCCAGAAACUCCCAAGUGUAUUCCAUACAUUGAAACUAGUUCAGGGAGUUUGCCCUCUCUCCCUCUCUCUCCCUGUAGGUCAACUGACUUGUGACAUUGAUGGAUGCAGGCCUCGCUAUGCUCUGUUGCCAGUUAAUUCAUGAUUCAGAAAUCUGUGAAGUGUGGACAAAUUCAUUGUUUUAUUGAAGGCGUAUGGCCGAAUCAGCUAUUUGUUUUGAGUCAGGAUAUGUGUACUUUUCCACCUAAAACAUUUGCGAUUAUUUUACAUAAUUAUUUCAUGUAGCCGACUGCCACAGCGCAUGUGCGCUCUUGGGGGAAUCCCUGCACUGUAUGCCCUUCUUGACAGGUGCCCAUGGUGUCCUCGAACCGAGCCUGAGUAUUCGGAUGAAGAAUUGAGGCAAAUUAAGCUUCAGAUGGCCGCUGCUGCUUUACAUGCUGACCAGACCGGGCGUUGCAAAAUAAAUGUAGAAAUCCAUGUUAUUCAAUUAUUGCAUCCACACUGCUCGCACGAGCCAACAAGCGUCUGCGUUGCCGAGGGCUAA